This is a messenger RNA of Parasteatoda tepidariorum (common house spider), 1629 nucleotides long. NCBI's taxonomy places the organism in Eukaryota, Metazoa, Arthropoda, Arachnida, Araneae, Theridiidae. The record is from RefSeq and is a predicted model, not a curated record.
GGAACACAACUUUUCCUUCUAUUAAAUGGUUCAAUCGACAUUAUCAUAAAAGACAUGACCCACAUGGAUCAUAAUGAAAGUGCGUCUACCCAAAGCUCAGAAGAGCCGGAAGAAUCUCAAGCAACAACAGGGAGUUCCAAAAAUAUUUUUCAAAGAGCAAUAGAUAGAAUAUCAAUGGUAUCCCAACGAAGCAGUCAACAUGGAAGUUCGAGUGCUCAAAUAGACAGUGAUCUGAGUGCUGAGCCUGAAGUCGACAGUAGCAUAACGGGAGAGUCUGAAAUUGAAGUUGAUAAAGAACAAAAAGAAAUACGCAGUCAUAUAAGUGAGCAAAUCAGCAAGUCGAAAGCUGUUUCGGAUUCAAAGAGUGAUCCAGUAAGUGAAAGAAAAGGACUUGAAGACCUUGAACGAUUAGGGUUUAGGAAAACGAAAUCAGAGGCCAAAGAGAAGGAAUCAGAAGAAACACCCCCAAUCACUUCCAAAGAAGUGUUCGAACAAACAUUCAAGAAGUUCCCUCAAGCCAUGGUGAGUGGAAAGAAGAUUUCGACCUCUUACAUUCUUCCAAAGAAGGAUAAAACUAAAAUUUACGAGGAUGUAAGGAGUGAAGAUGAAGGACCCAUCGUCUUAAAACAGGUCUUCGACGAAAAAGAAGAUAAAGAUCCUUCGGAAAAAAAAUACUUUAAGAAGGAACCAUUUUCAGAAUCACUGAAAAGUAUACUAAGGAAAAGGCCAAGCGAUUCUGUUGAGAAAAUUUCUGAAUCUGACCAAGAUACUUCAUUAGCAUCCGUGAGUCAGUCAGCGGUGCCCAGUUCGAAACUGGAAAAAAAAUUAACUGACAAAAGUCUUCUGAAACGUUCCGUUACGUUUCUCAACCAAUUACCAGACAAAACUCCAACAAAAGAGGAAAUCGAUACCUAUGUCUACAAAAGGCAUUCAGCUUUAUUACCUCAAUUAUCAAGCGAAGGAAAAGUAAUUCAUGGUACUCACCAAGUAACAGAAGAUCAAUUAGCCAUUGGUGAAAAGGGAUUCAUUGCCCAACUUUUGCUGGACGUCAUGAAAGAACAUAUGGAUGAAAUUCCCCAAAAAGUACCUGUGCAUAAGGCAGACUUAGAAGAAAGAAGGAGAAUUAUAGAAGAAACAGAUAAGGAAUUAAAAGCUUAUUUUUACAGACCCAAAAAGUCGGUAAAUCUUACUUUAGCCAAAUCUCUAAUGCUAAAAUCAAGAUCCACAGUCAAGAAUUUAAAAUCCAUAUCUGAAGAUCAAACAACAGGAGUGCGAAAAAAGUCGGAUCAUCUCGCUUUAGCCAAAUCUUCGAUGCUAAAAUCAAAAGCUACAGUCAUGAAUUUAAAAUCCAAGACAGCCGUUCCUAUAACAGAUAUGCCCACAGUGCCUGGUCCUAAGCUGAGUCCAGCACCAGAUGCAAAGAUGACUGCUCCCAGCAUGAUGAAUCUAACUACAGAGUGGCGUCCUGGAAGUCUAAUCGAAUUACCAGGUGAAUCAGUUACUGCCCUUCAUCAGAGAAGGGAGUCAUGGGUGGGCCCUUAUAUAAUUGGUACUGAUUACUGGACAAGAAUUGAAGCAACAGCUGAAGAACCAGAAAAGGCGAGUAAGAUAAGUUUUAUAUUACGAUAG